UUCAUAUAAGUAUUUUUCAGUUUAAAAACUCCUCUUAUUGUUGCAUUUUCUUCUCUUUCUCUAUCAGUGGUAUCAGAGCAGGCACAAUGAAUGGUCCUGUUUAGAUUUCAGUUCUUGUUUUGAAUGGCAAAAAUUACAACUGAUGGUGUGUGCAAAUGAGGGUGCUUUUUGAUUACCACGAAUUGCUAAGUGUCGUGGAGAAUGGAGUUGUUGAAAUUGCAGGAAAUGCUAAUGAUGCCCAAAAGCAUGCCUACUGUGAGAGUAAGAAAAAGGACAAGAAGGCAUUAUAUUUCAUCUAUCAAGGGGUGAAUGAUGAAGUGUUUGAGAAGAUUGAAGAUGCAGCUACAUCAAAGCAAGCAUGGGAUACCUUGAUGACAACAUACAAAGGUGCGAAGAAGGUUAAGAAGGUAAAGCUCCAAACCUUAAGACGUCAAUAUGAGCUCCUACAAAUGGAGUCUUCUGAAACUGUUGCCACUUAUAUCAAUCGAGUUCUUGCUUUGACAAACAAAAGUAAAGUAUAUGGAGAGGAGUACAACGAGCAGGCUAAAGUAGAGAAAAUCUUGCGGACACUCACACCAAAUUUUGAGCACAUUGUGGCAACAAUAGAAGAAGCCCACGAUUUGUCCCAGAUGACUGUUGAUGAGUUGUUAGUCAAAAGCAUGGCGGUUCUCGUGAAAAAGGAUGAGGACGUGGUUUCUACUUCAGCAAAGGUCAUGGUGAUCAUAACAACAAUUAUGGAAUACAAGGAUAAUACUCAAAAGGCUCAUUGUGUACAAGGAGAUGAUGAUGCUGACAGUAGCCAUGCUCUCUUGAUGGUCACUGUUGUUGGUGAAACACCAAACUUUCACACAUGGUUCCUUGACACUGGAUGUACCAAUCACAUGAGUGGCAAAAGGGAGCUAUUUGUUGAUCUUGAUCAGUCCUUUCACACAAAAGUGAAAUUUGUUGAUGAUAGAACUAUACCAGUAACUGGAAAAGGAAGAAUUCUCAUCAAUUUGAAGAAUGGAGAUCACAAAUACAUUUCAAAUGUGUUCUAUGUUCCAAGCAUGAAGAGUAAUUUGCUUAGUGUGGGCCAAUUGCUUGAAAAGGUGUAUGUUAUGAGCCUGCGUGAUAAUCAAUUCUCCAUUCUAGAUAAGCAAGGUACGCUUAUUCUUAAGUUUGGACAUCUAAAUUUCCAAAGUUUAAAAUUGCUUGCUCAAGGACAGAUGGUAAAAGGCAUGCCUAGUAUACAUAAUCUUGAUCAGUUGUGUGAAGCCUGCACUCUUGGGAAACAUCACAAAAUGCCUUUUGUAGCAGAACAACAACAACGAGCAACUCAACCACUUGAGCUUGUCCAUUUUGAUGUGUGUGGCCCAAUGAAUACAAUGUCAAAUGGCAAUAAUAGAUCUCCAACAAGGAGUGUCCAAAAUAUCACCCCUGUAGAAGCUUGGAGCGGUUUCAUGCCAAGUGUGAAACAUCUUAAGGUGUUUGGGUCUGUUGCUUAUGCUCAUGUUCCACUGAAAAUCCCACCACAAAUGAAGAAGCCUCUUCAAGCUAUGCUCAAGAAACCUCCUCAGCGCAAGCCCCGACAGAAUCUACAAGGCCACAGCGACAAUGCUGACCACCAAUAUGCUUGCAAGAUUACGAGAUGGGUAAAUGCAAUGAAUGAGGAGAUCAAGGCAAUUGAAAGGAACAAUACAUGGGUUCUUACUGAUAUUCCACAAGCUCACAAAGCAAUUGAUGUCAAGUGGGUUUUCAAGACAAAGGUGAAGUCAAAUGGCGAGACCAUUAGACUUAUAGUUGGUUUGGUUGCACAAAAUCAAUGGAAAAUCCAUCAAAUGGAUGUGAAGUCAGCUUUUCUAAAUGGCCCACUUGAAGAAGAGGUAUAUGUCAAGCAACCUCCUGGAUUCAUGAAACAAGGUAGUGAAGAUAAGGUGUACAGGUUGAAGAAAGCAUUAUAUGGUCUCAAACAAGCUCCACGAGCAUGGAACAAGUGUGUUGAUUCCUUUUUCCUCCAAGCUGGUUUCGAGAAGUGUCCCUCAGAACAUGCUUUAUAUGUGAAGAUUAACAAUUUUGGUGAUAUAUUGCUAUUGUGUCUUUAUGUUGAUGAUCUAAUAUUCAUAAGCAAUAAUCCCACAAUGAUCGAAGAUUUCAAGAAGUCCAUGAUGGGUGAGUUGGAAAUGACUGAUCUUGGGCUUGUGUCAUAUUUUCUGGGCAUUGAACAAUCUCAUAUCCAAGUAGCCAAGAGAAUCAUGAGGUACUUGAAAGGUACUCUUAAUUAUGGUUUGUUUUAUUCUUCAACAGACAAUUGUGCUAUUGUAGGCUACUCAGAUAGUGAUUGGGCUGGAGAUCUAGAUGAUCGAAAAAGCACCUCUGGAUACUGUUUCAAUUUUGGUGCUACCCGUUUCUCUUAGUCAUCAAAAAAGUAAUCUGUUGUUGCUCUA
Molecule: messenger RNA, 2423 nt
Organism: Rubroshorea leprosula
Lineage: Eukaryota; Viridiplantae; Streptophyta; Magnoliopsida; Malvales; Dipterocarpaceae
Source: the annotation of a GenBank genome assembly